Messenger RNA from Xenopus tropicalis (tropical clawed frog), 1672 nucleotides. It is a transcript of the gene foxg1, whose product is annotated as forkhead box G1. Lineage: Eukaryota; Metazoa; Chordata; Amphibia; Anura; Pipidae. Gene Ontology annotation, molecular function: sequence-specific DNA binding; DNA binding; DNA-binding transcription factor activity. Gene Ontology annotation, cellular component: nucleus. Gene Ontology annotation, biological process: regulation of DNA-templated transcription. The record is from RefSeq and is marked provisional.
GCUUGUUGUGUUUAUUUUGAAGGGACAUGAAAUAGUUUGCUGCAUUCUCUCCCCUGGCUCGCACCCUGAUUAUAUUUAUAUGUAUAUGUAUUUACAGCCCUUUAAUUGACGCCAAUAUUAUGUGCGUUUGGUUUUUUGCUUCAUGACUUACAAGUGUUUGGAGACGGUGGUGCGACAGAGCUGCUGCUGCUGCUGCGGCUGCUUCCUACUGCUGCGACUUGACUCGAGUGUCCGGCUCCAAUCCUUGUGAUAUGUUGGACAUGGGGGAUAGGAAGGAAGUUAAAAUGAUCCCCAAGUCGUCGUUCAGUAUCAACAGCCUAGUGCCUGAAGCCGUGCAAAAUGACAACCAUCCCCAGCCGCACCAUCACCACCACCACCACCUGCAACUGCCGCAGCAGUCGCACCAUCUCCAGCCCCACCACCGGCCGCUACAGGAGGAGGACGAGCUGGACAAGAGCCUCCUGGAAGUGAAGACAGAGAGCCUCCCCCCGGGUAAGGGAGACCCGGCUGCCUCCGAGCUGCCCGGGGAGGACAAGGAGAAGAGUGAGGACAAGAAGGCGGAUGGUGGCGGCGGCAAAGAUGGGGAGAAUGGGAAGGAAGGGGGCGAGAAGAAGAACGGCAAGUACGAGAAGCCCCCCUUUUCCUACAAUGCCCUGAUCAUGAUGGCUAUCCGCCAGAGCCCGGAGAAGCGCCUCACCCUCAAUGGCAUCUACGAGUUCAUCAUGAAGAACUUCCCCUACUACCGGGAGAACAAGCAGGGCUGGCAGAACUCCAUCCGCCACAACCUCAGCCUCAACAAGUGCUUCGUCAAGGUGCCCCGCCACUACGAUGACCCCGGCAAGGGCAACUACUGGAUGUUGGACCCCAGCAGCGACGAUGUGUUCAUUGGUGGGACCACUGGGAAACUGCGCAGGAGAUCUACCACCUCCAGGGCUAAACUGGCGUUCAAGCGGGGAGCCAGGCUCACCUCCACCGGGCUGACAUUUAUGGAUAGAGCCGGCUCCCUGUACUGGCCUAUGUCCCCUUUCCUUUCCUUGCACCACCCCCGGGCCAGCAGCGCCCUCAGCUACAAUGGGACCACCUCAGCCUACCCUAGCCACCCCAUGCCCUACAGCUCAGUCUUGACUCAGAACUCACUGGGGAGCAACCAUUCUUUUUCUACGUCGAAUGGCUUGAGCGUAGACAGACUGGUCAACGGAGAGAUCCCUUAUGCCACCCACCAUCUCACUGCAGCCGCCCUGGCUGCCUCGGUGCCAUGUGGCCUCCCGGUGCCUUGCUCGGGCACCUACUCCCUUAACCCUUGCUCUGUCAACCUUCUCGCUGGACAAACGGGCUACUUUUUCCCCCAUGUACCUCACCCCUCUAUAACCUCUCAAAGCAGCACUUCUAUGGCAGCCAGGGCGGCUUCCUCUUCCACCUCCCCCCAGGCUCCCUCCACUCUGCCCUGUGAGUCCCUCAGACCUGCCUUGCCAAGCUUCACAACAGGACUCUCAGGAGGACUCUCAGAUUAUUUCACACAUCAAAAUCAGGGCUCUUCGUCCAACUCUUUGAUACAUUAACAUCACCCUGGGACAAGACUGUAAGUGAACGUUUUACACACAUUUCCAUUGUACAUGAGAAGUGAAAGGAAAAAAAAAAAAAAAGCAAGCGAACAAAAAAACAAAAAAAAAAA